CGGAAGCCGCCAUAGGUCAACUUCAAUCGGCGUGCUCAUUUGAACGAGGAGAACCGCUACGAAGCAUCGGGUGGAGAGCGGCCCAGCAACGACAACUCAACCUUCAACUCAACAUUGAUGGAGUGGCAGCCAGAUGAGCAGGGACUUCAGCAGGUCCUCCAACUGCUCAAAGACUCCCAGUCGCCCAACACAGUCACGCAGAGAGCAGUCCAACAAAAACUUGAACAACUCAACCAAUUCCCCGACUUCAACAACUAUCUCAUCUUUGUUCUCACACGACUCAAAACUGAAGACGAGCCGACUCGCUCUCUGAGUGGUCUGAUACUGAAGAACAAUGUUAAGGCCCACUACCAGAACUUCCCCCCAACUGUGGCGGAAUUCAUCAAGCAGGAAUGUCUCAACAACAUCGGGGACCCCUCGCCGCUCAUUCGUGCCACCAUUGGCAUCCUGAUCACUACUAUCUCCUCCAAGGGAGAGCUACAAACAUGGCCUGAGCUGCUGCCUCAGCUCUGCAACCUGCUCAACUCUGAGGACUACAACACCUGCGAGGGCUCGUUUGGAGCACUGCAGAAGAUCUGCGAGGAUUCGUCGGAGCUGCUGGACAGCGACGCUCUGAACAGACCCCUCAACAUUAUGAUACCAAAAUUCCUCCAGUUCUUCAAGCACUGCAGCCCCAAGAUUAGGUCCCAUGCCAUCGCCUGUGUGAACCAGUUCAUCAUUGGCAGAGCCCAGGCCCUAAUGGACAACAUUGACACCUUCAUAGAGAGCUUGUUUGCGCUGGCCGCGGAUGAGGACUCUGAGGUUCGAAAGAACGUGUGCCGAGCCCUGGUCAUGUUACUGGAGGUCCGCAUAGACCGCCUCAUCCCCCACAUGCACAGCAUCAUCCAGUACAUGCUGCAGAGAACCCAGGACCCCGAUGAGAACGUGGCCCUGGAGGCCUGCGAGUUUUGGCUGACUUUAGCAGAGCAGCCCAUCUGUAAGGAGAUGCUGUCUGGACACCUGGUGCAACUCACUCCUAUCUUGGUCAAUGGGAUGAAGUAUUCAGAAAUAGACAUCAUACUAUUAAAGGGUGACGUAGAAGAGGACGAGGCCGUACCAGAUAGCGAUCAGGACAUCAAGCCCCGCUUCCACAAGUCGCGCACCGUCACCCUGCAGCACGAAGGAGGCGAGGAUGAGGAGGGCGAGGACAAUGAUGAUGACGAUGACGAUGAUGACGACACACUGUCAGACUGGAACCUUCGGAAGUGUUCAGCUGCAGCUCUCGACGUGCUGGCCAACGUGUUCCGCGACGACCUGCUGCCCCACCUCCUGCCGCUCUUGAAAGGCCUGCUCUUCCACCCGGACUGGGUCAUCAAGGAGUCUGGCAUCCUGGUCCUGGGGGCCAUAGCUGAGGGCUGCAUGCAGGGCAUGGUGCCCUACCUCCCAGAACUGAUCCCCCACCUCAUCCAGUGUCUAUGCGACAAAAAGGCCCUGGUGCGCUCCAUUGCCUGCUGGACCCUGAGUCGCUACGCCCACUGGGUGGUCUCCCAGCCCCCUGACUCCUACCUCAAACCCCUUAUGACGGAGCUUCUUAAACGCAUCCUGGACGGCAACAAGAGGGUGCAAGAGGCUGCUUGCAGUGCGUUUGCCACCUUGGAGGAGGAGGCGUGCACAGAGCUGGUGCCCUACCUGAGCUUCAUCCUGGACACACUGGUGUUCGCCUUCGGGAAGUACCAGCACAAGAAUCUCCUCAUUCUCUACGAUGCCAUAGGAACUCUGGCAGACUCAGUGGGCCACCACCUUAAUCAGCCCGAGUACAUUCAGAAGUUGAUGCCCCCUCUUAUUGCCAAGUGGAACGAGCUGAAAGACGAGGACAAAGAUCUCUUCCCUUUACUGGAGUGUUUGUCAUCGGUAGCUACGGCCCUGCAGAGUGGCUUUCUGCCUUACUGUGAGCCUGUCUAUCAGCGCUGUGUCACACUAGUCCAGAAGACGCUCGCUCAGGCAAUGAUGUACAACCAGCACCCAGACCAGUAUGAGGCUCCUGACAAGGAUUUUAUGAUCGUUGCCUUGGACCUGCUGAGCGGAUUGGCCGAGGGUCUGGGGGAACAUGUGGACCAGCUCGUGGCCCGCUCGAACAUCAUGACCCUGCUUUUCCAAUGCAUGCAGGACACUAUGCCUGAGGUGAGGCAAAGCUCCUUCGCUCUGCUGGGUGAUCUGACCAAGGCGUGCUUCCUCCAUGUGAAGCCCUGCAUCGCUGAGUUCAUGCCCAUCCUGGGGCUCAACCUGAACCCAGAGUUUAUCUCUGUGUGCAACAACGCCACCUGGGCCAUCGGAGAGAUCGCCAUGCAAAUGGGUGCAGAGAUGCAGCCGUAUGUGGGCAUGGUUCUGCCAAACCUGGUGGAGAUCAUCAAUCGACCCAACACACCGAAGACUUUGCUGGAAAACACAGCCAUCACGAUUGGCAGACUGGGUUACGUCUGCCCCCAAGAAGUUGCCCCACAGCUGCAGCAAUUCAUCAGACCAUGGUGCACAUCACUGAGGAAUAUUCGAGAUAACGAGGAGAAGGACUCGGCCUUCAGGGGAAUCUGUGUGAUGAUCGGCGUCAACCCUGCAGGAGUUGUGCAGGACUUCAUUUUCUUCUGUGACGCUGUGGCCUCGUGGGUCAACCCCAAGGACGACCUGAGAGACAUGUUUUAUAAGAUCUUGCAUGGCUUCAAGGACCAGGUUGGAGAAGAGAACUGGCAGCAGUUCUCCGAGCAGUUCCCUCCUCUGUUAAAGGAGCGCCUGUCGGCCUGCUACGGCGUCUAACUCCACCUCCUCCUUGUCCACACAGGACUCCAACCUGUUAGGUUAAUGUAGGGGAGGGUUACUGGGGAACUCAUUGCACUGCCCAGAUAGUGGGGAGAAACCGGAGCUGGAGGGAUGUGACUGGCCUUGUGACCCUCCACUCAGCGGAUGGCCUCCUUUUCCCCCCGCGCCCUGUGUGUCUCUCUGAGGGAGGGAGGGUUGGGGGGAGGGUAAACUGGGGAUAUACAUAUACCUCUCGGAUUAGACGCCUCACUAAAUCCAACACACUCUAAAGUGACUUUCGCCAACAGCAACGCAGGGAUCUUAGGUAGGUGAGGACAAAAAGAGGGGGGCUGGCUUUGACUGGCCCCCCCAUCCUCGAUUUGAUAAUUCUGUUAAGAUAGCUGACGGCUGGGAGGGAAGGGGUGGGGGGGAGGCGGCAGAUAGGUACAUAAAAAGGAAUUAUCUGAACCAGCAUAGGGUGCCACAGUCCCAAAUACCACAAUGCACGAAGUCCGUAGACUUGCACAUGUAGACAUGUUUAAACGGGCAGAGGCUAAACAAAACGACACACAAGACGCUUUUACUAUGUAACGAUGCAGGAAAUGUGCCCAGAUUGUUUGCACCUUUUACGGCGUAAAUGCAUAAACCAAUUGGUGUGCACACACAUGGGUCUUUACUCUUUUCACAUGUACAUUUAGCUGAAAUAAUUUCCCUCAGUUUCUGAAUUCCUCUCGAGUCAUAGGUCUCUUUUUAUUUCCCCCCUUCUCAUUUGAGGCAAAAUAAAAGAUGCAGUAGUUUGUCCUCUAAGGUUUUUACCACCGCAGUACCAAGUUAUUGCAUGGCAUUUGAUCACCUCUUAAGUAACGCAUGUUUAAGUGAACGUCUGUCUUGUUGCUUAAUUUGUUUAUUACAUUAAUGUCGUCAGUAUGGGGAGGCUGCCAUAAUUUGAAGCAGUCAGGUGCUUGGUUCGUUUGUCCUCCCAUUCGUACAUAUAGUCUGAUCGACGUCCCUUUAGUCUAAAGGAGGCUGUGUGUGAGAAGACCAACUAUAGGUAGAUUAAUACAGGAAUCAGCUUAACUCUCUGCAACAAGAGUUAAAACACUGUAGGCAAGUGGAGAAUCCUUUUUGCUGCUGCUGCUUCGUUUUAAGAGACUUUACAAAACAAACUCAAUGAGAGCGAUAAGACAUCACCAAGAAUGAAUUGAUUCUUACUGAUAUAAAUGCACUUUUUCUUUUGUAAGAAAUUUAGAAUUUCAAAUGUAAGACAAACAGUAAUUAUAUACUGAUCUUGAGACAUAGUUUUUUUUGAUAAGUGAUUUUAGGACUGUUUAAUGGUUUGCUAAAGUAAGCAUAAUGAUGAUAAUGUUAAGCAAUGGGGAAAAUGACUAGGUGAGACUUGAGGCCUCUUAACAUAGUUAGUUUUAUAAUGUAGCUCCUCCUUUUUAAAAUGGAUUGAAUAGAAUUCAAGCGGAGGGAGACGACUUUAAUUGCAGUAUUUUGGAUCCACGUCGAGCGCGCCUGUCAAUCCAUGUCCGAGUGUCUCCCCGUCUUUCUCGCCAAAGCGUUUUUGUUAAACGACGGCUGCUCGAGCCACCGAGGCUUCUCCUGGUCACCAUCAUUGCAUGCUUUUCAACAAGUCUUGCUCCUUUUUUAAGUCAUUUUAUAAAAGGGUCCAUUUGGAGGGAUCUAACCUUACAAGAGCUUUGUCAAUGGCAUUGCAACUCGCUGCUGGACUAAUAAGGUACUCCUCCAGCUUUCGAUCAAACUAGUGAUUGUCGAUGCCAUAUAUUCACCCGUUGAUACUGUGUAGGAUUUGCCUGGGAAUACACUGAGUCCUAAUAGAUGUCCCCUCACACUGGUUAGCUUAUAUGAGAGAGUGGAGGUCUUUAUCCAGCUUUAUCUUUUAGUCAUUGUUCAUAGUGAACGCUUGUAAUGGACGUGUGUAUGGCUGUCUGCCUGUUGCUGUUUUACUAUAAAGGUCUGUACUUGAGUACUGCUUAGAUGUAAUUUUGCACCAGCGCUACAAUAAAGUUAUGUCCGUUAAGUUUAGUUUUAAUGCUGUUCUCUCAAAUCUCCUGAAAAAGAAGGCCGUCACUGAAGGAAAACACCAGAAUCUGUUCCCUCCUGAACAUCAGCUCACAUCAAAAAUUAUGUAUUUUGUACAAUAAGAACUAAUGUGUCCAAAAGCUUACAGGGCGGAUACUGAUGGCAUGUUCUCCAGGUUUAACUGGGAGGAAUAAAUUUAGAUUUGAGCAGCAACUGGUGAAGCUUUGACAUGAAUCAUUCAGAAGGAUGCAGCUUCUGUGCCACAAAUAAUUGGUAAAGUUGAGGCUUCACUACUCCCCACCAUGAUGUGAUACACUAAGCUCUACAAGAAGUGAAUUUGAAUGCAAGUUGGCCACAGGUUGUUUGUUUUUUUUAUUUAUUUUUUUUAUUUUGAUGCUCAUAUGACGGUUUUUGUUUUUAUUAAUUAAUUUAUUUUUGUUUAUUAUUUUUUGUUUAUUUUUUUGUGCUCCCGUGCACAAAUUCUUUUGGACUUUAAAAGUUUUGUUUUUUUUCCCUUUUUUAUUCUUUUUGUUUAAAGAAUUAUUUUGUUUUCGUUGUUUUAUAGCGGACGAUUUGAUUUAUGUCAAAGUUGUGGUUGGACUGAAGGAGUCAGUGCUUGGUGCAUAAACCUUUUUGGGAAGAAUGUGGAAAACUAAUUCAUCACUUUGUUUCAAUCUGAUAUCAAGGCUGGCAAUUGAAUUUGAUGUAGUACCUUUUUUUUUUUUUUUUUGCUCAACUGUGGUGCAGGUUGGAUGUUUAUCUGAUGUAUCCCUUUUUAUUUAAUUUUUGUGAAUAGGGGAAAUAAACUUUUUUUUCUAUUAA
This is a messenger RNA of Anoplopoma fimbria (sablefish), 5637 nucleotides long. Its product is annotated as transportin-2-like. The transcript has 25 exons. NCBI's taxonomy places the organism in Eukaryota, Metazoa, Chordata, Actinopteri, Perciformes, Anoplopomatidae. Gene Ontology annotation, cellular component: nucleus; cytoplasm. The record is from RefSeq and is a predicted model, not a curated record. Bases 118 to 2787 code for a protein of 889 amino acids. Gene Ontology annotation, biological process: protein import into nucleus. Gene Ontology annotation, molecular function: nuclear import signal receptor activity; small GTPase binding.